UGUUGCCUAGCGUCGCAGAAAGUCUCGAAAAUGUCCCACCUUUCUUCCAUUGCGCCAAUAUCCCUGAAAUUCAAUCAUAUUCUUUUAAAGAUACAUUAUUAGAGAUACAAAUAGUUAAGAUUUAGAUACAUUUAUCGGAUACACCCAUUCCUAGCUCUGAUAACUGCUCCCUGCGACAGUCUGGCAGCACUGGUCGACACACAACAACAAUACCCCAGACGUAAACAUAAGAAUGCAAAAGUAACACUUCCGAGAUGUUUAUGUUCCGGAACUGUGCGGUUCUGCUGGUAAUUGGCUCAGCCUGCUGCUUCAUCUUUGGCCUCUUCAACCUGCAGGCGGAGGUGGAGCCAAAUGCCUGCCGGAUGACUUAUAUGUUCGGCGAACCCAUGUAUGCGAGAGUUCGAGUCCAGGAUGGAGACCAGUACCCCAACUAUGGUCUAUAUUAUUACUAUGAAGGCGUGAAACAGCCGCUGGAUCCUCUGAAAAGUCGGAUGACGGGUGCGCCGGUUAUUUUCGUGCCCGGAAAUGCCGGCUCGUACAAGCAAGUGCGCUCCUUGGGUUCUGUAGCUCUGCGCAAGGGACGGGACAACGAUGCCGGCAUCCACCUGGACUACUACACCAUCGACUACGACGAGGAGCUAUCCGCCCUGUACGGCGGCUACCUCCCACGCCAGCAGAUCUUCCUGAAGCUAUGCAUCCGGACGAUUCUAUCGAUCUACGAGGGACGGGCGGAGAAGCCGAGCAUUGUACUGAUUGGACACUCCAUGGGCGGCAAGCUGGCCCAGUCAGUGCUUACCGAUUCGGCGAUUGCCCAGCACAUAAACACGAUAAUCAGCAUCUCGACGCCACUUGACCAGCCGGUGUUGAAUCUAGACUCGGAGCUGGAGGCCUUCUACUGGCAAACGGAUACUGUGCUGGGCAAGAUGCGUACUUCCACCGUGCCCACAAGCACCACGAACGUCUGCGAUAGCCUUCACCAGAAGCCGCCGAGCGUACAGCGAAUGGCCAACCAGGAGAGCUCGAGGCGAUUGGACAACGUGUUGCUGAUUUCCACUGGCGGUGGCAACAGGGAUCUCCUAGUCAGGCCCGGCUUGACAAACUCCCGGUUCAACGACCUGCAUGCCAUGACCUCGGCCAUUCCGCGCGUAAGCCUGAGCUGUGAUCACCUCUCGGCCGUGUGGUGUCUGCAGUUCAUGCAGGCCAUCAACCGCUUCCUCUUCAGCAUGGCCCACCUGCGCGACGAUCGCUCCUCGGUGGUUUUCGGCACUAAUAAGCAGCGCAAUCUGCAGUCGGCCCUGCACACCUUUGUGAAACCACGAAGGCGCCAGCAAAGCUUUGGACGGUUGGGCUUCAACAGCGGAAGUUGGCACGAGGAGCGCCGCCUGGUCAUCAACAAGUACUUCGCCAAUGGCCUCAAGGGCACCUACUUGGAGCUGAUUGGACUGCACCGCCAGGAGCGCUACAAAAAGAUGGCCAUAGAAGCCCUAAACGUGGACGAUGCCGACUGGCUAUUUGGCUGCUCUGCGGAGGAGCACGAUGGCUCGGGCCAGCUCUACUGCGACAAAGUCACUUCGCUGAUGCAUCUUGUCCAGCGACUGCCCAACGAAGACCGCGAUGCCCGAAGCGUUGCUAUCCUCGAUAUGCACAACCUCCGCCGAACCUACCUGGAGUGGACGCAUGUGGUGGUCCGCCUGCCGCCUGGCAACCGUCGCAUUGGCUACAACCUGGACAUUUACGACCCAAAGGAGCGGGUAAUGGACAUACAGAUGCCGCGCUGGUAUACAAUGGCCAAGCUGCCGCUGAUAAACGAGACGCUGCAGGGCACCCUACACCUUCGGCUGCGUAUCUCCGGGCUGUUGGAUCCCUAUCAGAGUCUACGGAUAAACGUGGAGCCAUUGCAGUGCGUACAGCCGGAGUACCGUGUUACGGCUCGGCUGUGUGUUCCUUGGGCUGCAGGAUUCGAUCGCUUCCAGACUCUCAAGUCUGCCGAUCAGAAGCCACAGCUCUUCGCCAAUGUGCCCACCCUGGUGCCGCGGCAUUACAACACCACGCUGAAUCCUGUAACCCUCGAUCUGUAUCUGGACCCCAUUUGCCGGUAUCGCAUCAGCUAUGAGUACUCCUAUACCUCGGCCUUGUCUCGUCUGGUGCUGGAGUUCUAUGGCUGGCUUCCGGCCCACUUUGCCUGCGUGCUGCUGAUAGUGCUCCGCAAGCAGGUGGCGACCUUCCACGAGGUGGGCACCUUCCGGAGCCUGCGUCCGUACGUUGGGUACUUGCAGUACACAUCUCUCUUCGUAGUCACAGCCUGCCGCCUUCUGAAGAAGCUAAUCAUCACCAGUGGGUUCUUGCCAGAGCCCGAACCCCUGGACUACAGCAUCAACGUGUCCAUCAUCAUCCACUGCGCCGCGAUAGCCCUUUCGCUGAUAGCCACCCUGGCCACUUGGCUGGCCCUGACGCUCUACGGGAAUGCCUUCUACCGGCUGGCCCUGCGCCUCACCACCCUCUCCCAGACGACCUCCAAUGUGAUCGUCUCGAUCGUCACCCACUUGCCCAUCACAUUCGGCGUCCUGACAAUCGCUACCGCCAUGGGCACCUGCAGCGGAGUGGGUCUGCUCCUGGCGUUCAUCUUCUACUUCCUGAUGCUGUCGAAUGCCUACAAGGAUUACCUGGAGGACUUUUUGUGGCAGAAGGCGGCCAAUCUGGUGCGUGGUAAACCCAAAGCCACAGCUCCCACUCCGGCUUUAAAGCCAGAAGACGCUUCCAGUGAGGAGGAGGGCCAAGAGGAUCAGGACUUGGUUGCGGCCGGCGAAGAUCAAGCCGAGGAGGAGGAGCCGGAGCCAUGUGUCGGGCUGCACAACUUCUCCUUCCAUGUCACCCUGCUGCUGAUGCUGCUAAUCCAGCUCCUACUGAAUGGCCCAGCUUCCUUGGCCUGGCUGCGCAGUCGACACCAUGGAAUUGUUCUGCCCGAUCCGGGCCUGUAUCCCAGUAUUGUGGUCAUGGCUUCACUUAGCCUGCUCCUCCAGCUACGGGCGCCCCAGAAAUGUGCUGGCUACUGGCUGCUGUCCAUUGUGUUCUACUUCCUCGCCGGCGUGGUUCUGCUGUACUGUCAGGCGGCCGUCUACCGACUCAACUUUGUCUUCGCUGGCGCCUUCGCUCUGCUGGCCGCCCACCAAACUCUCUGGAUGCUGAUACGCCGCCUGUCAUAAGAGGCUACUUCGUUCUUCAAAUUCGUUCUUUGUCGCGUUUGAUAUGUUUAUUUAAUUGCUGUAUUAGUUGAUGUUUGUUUAAACCGAGUCGAGGCAUGGCGUUGCGUAAGUGAUCUCAAUCGGUCCUAGCGGGAAGUCCAAACGGCGGAGCCGGACUGGGCGUAGUCGCAGUGGCUGGCGCAUUACAUCGUAAAUUGUUUUUACGCCUGCCGACGGCUAUUUUGGACAUCCAUGGACCGCUAUAACCAUCGGGUGGCUGGGGCACGUCACUCUCCAUUUGGGGGAAUGUGUGAAAAUGUCCAUAAAUGUCAGGCACUUUCGGUUCGAUACACUCGCCCGCCCAGACUCGGUACUUUCCCUUUUAGCCAAAGACAUAAUUGUAGAAGUUUUCAGAUUUAGAAUAUUUUAUGUUCCCAUUAACCUAAGUCACAACUUGAUUGUAUAUUUUGUAAAUUAUUUGUUAUCAUUGUUUACACUUUACCAAUUAACUGAUUUUGUAGUCCAAGUCCUGCGGAUAGCAUAUAGCCUUAAACUAACCCAACUGCCACAUGUCAGAAUCAGUACUUCUUUGUUUGGAUAGUCCUUGGAAGGAACAUGGCUACCUCUGUGUUUUUUAACCAGUUUUUAUGUACUCUUUUACCCUGCGUAUAACCCUAGAAAUAAAGCAAUAAAGUAACCAGA
Molecule: messenger RNA, 3884 nt
Organism: Drosophila ananassae
Lineage: Eukaryota; Metazoa; Arthropoda; Insecta; Diptera; Drosophilidae
Product: GPI inositol-deacylase
Exons: 9
Coding region: 255-3203 (982 amino acids)
Biological process (GO): endoplasmic reticulum to Golgi vesicle-mediated transport; GPI anchor metabolic process
Cellular component (GO): endoplasmic reticulum
Molecular function (GO): phosphatidylinositol deacylase activity
Source: RefSeq, a predicted model, not a curated record